AUGAAGUUAUAUGUAAUAUUAUUCACUCUUGUCCUUCUUAUUGGUUUCUGUACAUCUACUGAUCAACUUCUUGCUCGUACAUCUCUUCAAGACUAUGUUGAUAGCUUUGUACAUGAUGGUAAAAUUAAACUUCUUGGUCAUAGAGUGAAGCUUAAUAACUCAGUUAUCCGUCAAAUUUGGUCAUUUUUUAAAGCAAAAUAUCAUUGUUUAUAUCCAUCAGAUGGAGAAGAAAAAUCACGUCUUAGACUAUUUAUCAAACAUCUAAAAUAUGUAAUAUUAUCAAAUUUUCAAGAAUCAAAUACAUAUCAAUUAACAUUGAAUCGAUUUUCUGAUUGGACAUUAGCAGAAUUCAGAACAUACAAAACUGGUGCCAAGGUUCCAUCUCAUUUACAACGACGUACAAUGGAUGAUGAACUAGAUGAAGAUGCGUUACAAAUUAGUUCAGCAAAGCUUCAUCAACGCCAUUAUGAAGCAAAAAGAUUAAGACGAAAUUUACGAAAACGUCGACAUCAAGAUAAACGAUUCGGGGAUGACUGGUUUUACAAAUAUUUUAAUAGAAAUAGUGCUAAUACUAAACCAAAUAAUACAGUUGAUUGGCGAACAAAAAAUGUUGUAAGUUCUGUUAAAAAUCAAGGUGAUUGUGCCUUUUGUUAUGCAUUUGCUGCCACUGCAGUUCUAGAAUCACUCUAUGCUAUAAAAACAAAAUCUGACAAAGUUAUUGAAUUUAGUCCACAACAAAUAGUUAAUUGUUCAAAAGAGAAUGGUUGUAAUGGUGGCCGAAUUGACAAUAUUAUGAAUUAUAUUAAAAAAAAAGGUAAUAAAAUAGCUACAGAUGCUUCUUAUCCUUAUAAUUACACCGAAGAAUCAUGUCAAAUAAAUGGUAUUAACGAAAUUGAUCUAGGUGAAGUUCAACUUGAAACAAUUCCUGUAGACGAUGAAGAAAAACUAGCUGAAGCAAUUACUAAUAAUGGACCAAUAUACCUUGGAAUAAACUCAAAUUUCCUAGGUUAUGGUUACGAUGAAGGACUUAAAUUACCUUAUUGGAUAAUAAAGAACUCUUAUGGAGCAGGGUGGGGUGAAAAGGGUUAUAUACGUACAAUUAAAGAUGCUUACAAGAUGUGUGGUGUUGCGUACGAAGCAUAUACUGCUAAACUAUCAUAA
Molecule: messenger RNA, 1161 nt
Organism: Rotaria sp. Silwood1
Lineage: Eukaryota; Metazoa; Rotifera; Eurotatoria; Philodinida; Philodinidae
Source: the annotation of a GenBank genome assembly